CAUGUCCAUUUGUUAACAAUGAUUUAAUUAUUGUUUUGAAUUAUAUAUUUGUGUGUGUCUGUGAAUGCUUUGGUAAGUACCCACAGAGGAUAGAGAUAUAACAUGCCUUGAGCAUUAAGUUAUAGGUGUUUGUGACAUGCCUGAUGUGGAUGCUGGGAGUCAAACUCUGAUUCUCUGCAAGAGCAGUAUGCACUUUUAACCACUGUGCUGGCUAAGUUUAUGUCAACUUAACACAGGCUUCAAUCAUCUGAGGGGAAAGAAUUCCAAUUGAGAAAGUACCUACAUAUGGUUGGGCUCUAGGUAAGCCUGUAGAACAUUUUCUUAGUGAUUUAUCAGAGAGGGCACAGCCCAUUGUGGGUCAGGUAGAUGGUUCUAGGCUCUUUAAGAAAGCAGGGUGAGCAAGCCAAGGGGAGCAAGCCAGUAAGCAGCACUCCUCUAUGGCUUCUGCAUCUGCUUGUGCCUCCAGGCUGUGCCCUGUUUGAGUUUCUGUGUGGAAGUGUAAAUCAAAUAAACCCUUUCCUCCCCAAGUUGCUUUGGUAAUGGUAGUUCAUCAGCGUAAUAGUUACCUAAAAUAAGACAAUCAUUGAGCCAUCCUCCUAUCCUGCCUCUCCCCUUUGAAUCAGCCUUUUACUAUAUCACCUUGAUUGACCUGGAACUUGCUAUGUAGUCAGACUGACCCAAACUCUAUUUUCUAAAUGUUGGGUUUAAAAACAUACGCCAUCGUGUCAGCUCUGUGCAAAUUUCUGAAAUCCUGUGACUAUAUGGACAUUGUUUAAAAAUGCAGAAUUAAGGUCCUCUACUUCUGCGGGAUCCUGGCGGGUGGUGGUGACAGAGUGGGUCCCAGGACUAGUGGUGAGCGCACGCAACCAGACCUCUAACUGCUCUUGUGGCAGCCUGCAUGCCAGCAUCCUGGAACCUGGAGCCAUCAAUUUACACUGAAGCCCAAGUCUCCUAGAGUCCAGCUUAUCUAGAGUGCAGAUGCAUUUUGAGGCUAGUGUCUCAGUGACCAUCAAAGAACUGCUGGGAUUGUCUUGGUGAACUUGUGGCUAGCCCAAUGUUCCAUUCCUUGGUCACCAUUGAAGAUCAGUGUACAGAAGAGACAAGAUGUGGUCUAACAGAUCAUAUGAUGAAGGUCCUCAGAAUGCUUCCAGUGGUGAGCCUGGCUUGAGGAAAACAAGAGAUGAUCUUUCUGCAAGCCGACAGCAUGCGUGCAGGGAUAAGAAAGAUGACCAUAGAAGAGAAUGUUCCUCCUCUUCCCAUUAUCCAAAACAACAGUCUCCCCAUAAAGGGGCUUCUUGUUUUUCCAGAAAAUCAGGUGUAGAUCGAAAGACCUCCCCACACAGCAGAUCUAGAUCCAGUGGAAGACGCUCUACAAAACAAAGCAAACUGCAGUCUUCCCAUGGUUCAGAGCUUAGGAAGUCCAAGCAUGCUCAUUCCUCCUACAAAUGGUGCAGUGAAGAAAAGCCAGAAGGAGGUAAAAAGAGGCCUGGCCAGUCUUUGAAAACAUCAAGAGACACAUACCCAAAAAGUUCUUCAGCAGUUCUUUCAUUGGAAAUUUUAAACAAACUCAGAAGGUUUGGUGAAAAGGGACUUCCUAAAGCUGCAGGCAAGCAAGCUGUCAAAAAGCCAGAGAUAGCAGAGGAAAGUGACUUACCUCAAAUUUCUGAGUUUGAAGUUAUGGAGCAAACACAAAAACCCGAGUCAAACAAAACAGAUCACACAGAGUUUAUUGAUGACCAAGUAACCAAUCGCCGUAAAGCAAUAGUGUCAAAAACCAAGGAAAUUGAACAAACCUACUACCAAGACUGUGAGACCUUCAGAAUGGUGGUGAAAAUGCUAGUUGAAAAAGACCCUUUGUUAGAAAGGUCCAUUCAGUUUGCACUUAGGCAGAAUUUACAUGAAAUAAGUGAACGCUGUGUGAAAGAGCUCAGGCAGUUCAUUGCAGAGGAUGACGCUGCUGCUUCCUAAGAACUGGUGCUCUAGCAGAAAGUAUUUCUUGAUUGUCAUUCCAGAAUUGUACAACUACCUCAUAUACGGAAUUUUCGUGAUGAAAUAAAUACUAUCAAGCAUCUGAAAUGGUGAGCUUAAAAGAAUCUUCAGAAAUGUUUCUACCUAUGGAAACUUGUGGUUCAUACACUCACCAGUGCCCAGUUUGUGGCUUAGCCUGCUGAGGAGGCUUAAUUACUUAUGUUCUGUAGCCUUCCAAGUAGACAGAAUCUAUAGCCCAAGUGUACUUUAUGGUUAGAGAUUGACCUUCAUAGUAGAUGGUAGCAUGUAAAA
Molecule: messenger RNA, 2280 nt
Organism: Rattus norvegicus (Norway rat)
Lineage: Eukaryota; Metazoa; Chordata; Mammalia; Rodentia; Muridae
Source: RefSeq, a predicted model, not a curated record